Tripterygium wilfordii is the source of this 541-nucleotide messenger RNA. RefSeq names its product TATA-box-binding protein 2-like. Bases 1 to 468 code for a protein of 155 amino acids. NCBI's taxonomy places the organism in Eukaryota, Viridiplantae, Streptophyta, Magnoliopsida, Celastrales, Celastraceae. The transcript is spliced from 7 exons. The record is from RefSeq and is a predicted model, not a curated record. Gene Ontology annotation, biological process: DNA-templated transcription initiation. Gene Ontology annotation, molecular function: DNA binding; RNA polymerase II general transcription initiation factor activity.
AUGAGGUCUUUUGUGGAUGAGAAUUUUGUAAUGGAAGGAUUCACAAUUCUGGGCACAGUUUUUUGCAUAAUUGACCUUGGAGAACGUGGAGUGGUGGUGCUAACUCAUGAAGUGUUUUUUCUUUGUUGGAAGCGGGAGGUUCGACUAAUUUUUAUUUCUCUCUGUCUAAUAUGGGAAUGCUUUUGUAGGAACAUUGUGUCAACAGUCAACUUGGACUGCAGAUUGGAUCUGAAGCAAAUUGCUUUGCAAGCACGAAAUGCAGAAUAUAACCCUAAGCGUUUUGCUGUUGUGAUUAUGAGGAUCAGGAAGCCCAAAACUACUGCAUUGAUUUUUGCUUCUGGCAAGAUGGUCUGUACAGGUGCUAAAAGUGAAAUGCAGUCGAAAAUGGCGGCAAGGAAGUAUGCUAGUAUCAUUCAAAAGCUUGGAUUCCUUGCAAAGUUCAAGGAAAGUAGUCUAUGCAGGAAAUAGAGAAGCUUAUAUAUAUACUAAAGGGGAGGAAAGUUUUCGGAUGUAUAGCAAACCGUAUACCAGCACUGAAGAG